AUGGUCGACAUUGCGACAAGUAAGCAGGACAACGCCGUGACUGUAACAGAUGUCUAUGAACUACUACAAUUCCUUAACCCUGACUACCUAGGUGGUGUAGUGACUAGUAUUGACGGCUGCACAUCGCUGGAGAAACAAUACCACCUACGGUUUUUCCUUCGUCAGUUGCAACCUGAAUUACCGAAGUUCGCUGGCGUUCACAGGCACUGCUCGCAGGUUGCUCGACACGAUUUAGACACGGUCAUGUUAACUUUACAUUUCGUCGUAGGAAGUGUUAACUCUACCAAUUCUAGAAACGAGACC
Molecule: messenger RNA, 303 nt
Organism: Brenthis ino (lesser marbled fritillary)
Lineage: Eukaryota; Metazoa; Arthropoda; Insecta; Lepidoptera; Nymphalidae
Source: the annotation of a GenBank genome assembly